Messenger RNA from Lolium perenne, 900 nucleotides. The record is from RefSeq and is a predicted model, not a curated record. NCBI's taxonomy places the organism in Eukaryota, Viridiplantae, Streptophyta, Magnoliopsida, Poales, Poaceae.
UACCAAGAUGCAUGCCGACAAAUGAAAUCCAUCCUACACUUAGUGUCUCUAAAAAAUAGGAUAAAAACAGCAGUUCACCUGGGUAUUGUACCGUCUGGUCAGAAGGCAAGGUGCAUGCUCGAUGCCAUCGGGCAUGUUGAUCCCGCGGCGCCGGUGUACCACUGGGUUAUCCACAGGUGCCAUGCUUGCCUGAAAGAGAACCUUGGUGACAAGCUCUACGAGCACGUGAUCAAACCUACACCAAAAGAGGAGAAUUUCGAAUGGAUCGUCAGGAGAGGAAACGAGCUAUAUCAUGAGAUCACUCAGCUUAUGGCUGAAAUCUACUAUGCAAUUCUUCACACAGAAACAUGGAGAGCCACUGUCAGAGACCACGCGGCUUACGAUUACGCUCCGAUCAUUCUUAGCGAGCUUGCAGGUGUAUUAGCCGAGAUAUGCACGAACAUGGACAUGACUUGCUUCAAGAGGCCUGACCCUUGGGUGAUCCAGAGGAUGGUGGAGAACCAUGCACUUGUACUGCUACACCUCGAGGAGGCACUACUUGACUUUGAUGAGAUUCUCGCGACUGGCGAGCCUAUGGAUGAUGCCAGGACAGCUAGAGAGCUCCGCAUGCACUACAACAUCCUCUUCGCACAGGAUUACACCCCGAAGGAUUAUAUGUCCGGGCUUGGUUCUACCGACACCAAGGGCAUCCUGCUCUUCUUGGAUGCACAGAAGAUGAUGAUUCGACAGUUCCGGGGCCAGUGGAACUAAGCCAAUGGAACUAGAUGAGCGAGAGCAUUUAGGUAUUUUUGAGUAGCUAGGGAUUCCAGACAAAGAAUUUGAGAUACUAUGUUUCAUGUCUGAUGUUGUAUGGAGAUUGCAUAUUGUAUCAACAUUGCCACUUUCUCGUUUUCCAUGAUU